Molecule: messenger RNA, 1230 nt
Organism: Colletotrichum aenigma
Lineage: Eukaryota; Fungi; Ascomycota; Sordariomycetes; Glomerellales; Glomerellaceae
Exons: 2
Coding region: 1-1230 (409 amino acids)
Source: RefSeq, a predicted model, not a curated record
AUGCACGACUCACGCUUCGCGCCGGAGCAGUCUAAACCACCGCAGAGCCUAGCUCUCAAGGCUUUGUUCAUCACCACUCUCGUCGCUCUUCUCAUCGCUGUAUUACUGAUGUACCUCAUUGAUCACUUGAGCCGGCGAUGCGUCUGGGUUCGCCGUCGUUUGGAAAGGUUUUGCGACUCGCAGUGCGAAGACUGGACCAACAAACUCCCUCUUGGUCGAAGCGAUGCAUUCUCCUUCCUCUUUCACGACUUGCUUACCAUGUCAACCGAGUCAAAGCAAAGACUGUUGGACAUUCUCCAGGCUGCUGAGCUGGAGCAGGAGGGCUUUCAUGGUAGCAUGUUCCCUGACGAGUGGCUAGAGUUUCUCCCUUGGCGCAUUGUGCAGGCUUUACAUCCUGCUGUCUCCAUGAGCUUGUCGGACCUACCUGCGAACAACAGUGGUGACCAAGGCCCAGAGGUCAUCUACGGCAGCAAGGCAUGGUUCCAGACCCCGCAUGACGGCCGAAUCCUGCCAAAGAUCGUUCAUCACCCAGACAUUGUCACAACCACAGGGGGUUCACGUAACUCACGACGGCUAGAGAAAGACGCUUGCCUCGACAACAUACUCACCGUCCUAAAGGAGCCCCUCAUCCGGGACAUGAGAGCGGCUCAUCGAGUCACGCCCACAGAGGACUUGACCUUCUCCUGGGAAUUCAUGUUCGCCAUUCGAUGGGCCUGGACCGACAACUCCUACCUCGUGGACUUCCAAACCCGCUAUGAGGUGCCCAUCUGGGGGGUGCCUGUGCCGCAACGCUUGCUGACCGCCGGCACGGACACGGGUGCGGGUCCACGUCGGCGGGUAUUCAAACCCCACUUCGGCUUUGUGGGGUUCUGGGCUGGCGCUUUCCAGAUCGCCGUGGAUUCCGCGGCGAGAGCGGCGCGAGUCGAGUUGGACGAGGACUUGGACAUGCCGGCGCCGAAGGAUUUGGAGAAGGUGAUCAAUGGCUUUCGGAUGCUGCACACGGCUCUCCUCUCCAAUUUUGCGGCCGCGUUUGAUGAAAACCGCGAUGCGGCUUUUUCUCUGGAGGAAGUUGUGCAGCAGGCUUUUCACGACGCUGUGACGAGUGAAUAUACUCAUGAAAUGGACCGAGAGGUCGAGGAGCACUGGAGGGCACUCGCGAAGUGGCGGCCUUCGGGUUUUGGUUCUUCAAGUUUACGGGUCAGAUAUCUUAAUGACAGAGAUGAUUUGUGA